CUGUUGUACAGUCUGAUGGCGAGGGGGACGUAAGAGUUUUUGAGUCCGUUGGUGGAGCUGGACUGGGACAGCAGCAACUUGGACGAGAUCUUGCGACGGCAGCAGGAGGCGGUGACAAAAAGCUGCAGUCAAGCUGGACGAUUUCCAGCAGCCUGAAAAGAAUAUACAGGAAGUCACAGCACUAUUUUGAUCCACCUUUAGGCUACUUGUAGUUUUUAAACCAUGUUUGGAUAUAUAAAUAAACUUUAUUGUUAUUUCAGUCAGACAAUUUAUGUUUGUUAACAGAUUAAACCUUCAUUGCACAACAUGAAACUAAUAUCAUCAUGCCCCGGGUCUUGCAGUUGGUGGAGAGCAACCGUGGCGCCUCGAUCUCGUGAGGUUAUCGCUGGGCAGGCCCGGCUCAUCUCAAAUGAGCCUAAUGUCACACACACACACACACAACGUCAGCGCUAUCAUCGCGUCUCUCUUCAACGCUCCUCUGCUGAGUAAAAACAAUGCUUCUUUAUGUUGUUUCACAUUUUUAUCCAGGUGUCAAUGCUGUACAGCUCCACAGUGGUGUGUGAUCUGCUUCAGUCUUGUUACACUGGCGUCCUGCAGUUUAACCCAGAGGAGAUUGUCAACUACCUGACCGCUGCCAGCUACCUACAGAUGGAGCACAUUGUGGAGCGCUGCCGAGGAGCACUGAAGAAAUAUAUGCAGCUAAAGAACCCCAAUCAACUAAAGACGACUUCAGAGGAGAGCCAGUCUCGACCGGUGAUUGUCAACGGAAGCGUUAAUUCUGUUGCAUCUGCAUCGCCUCCUGCUGGCCAACCGUCACCUGUGCACCCACACUGUCCUACGGUACGCUCAAUGGAGGAGAACAGCGGCGACACGUCUGCUCAGGGCAGCAGUCAGCACCACGACGACAGUCCCAUGCUGGAUGAGCCGUGUAUUAAGGUCAAUGCAUCAGAUGAGGAAGAGGCCAGACAGGAGGACUACGGUGUGUUCAGGGUAUACAUCUCUGAAGAAGAGCAGGUGAGCAGAGACAGGGAGAAGAGAGGAGCUCCCUCUGAUGGACAAGAUGCGUGUUUCCCAGAGACAGAAGGCAUUGUGAUUGGAGGAGAAGGCAGCGAAUAUGACUUACAUCCAACAGAAGAAGAUCUCAGUACUGGGGGUCCUUCAGUGGAGGGGCUGCACGCUUUCAGACGCAGGCUGCCUGACCCUAAAGUUAACCGGGGCAGAGGAAGAGGCAGGGGGCGGGGUUUUAAGAGGAGAAGGUGGGGGUCAUCACAGGAGAGAAGACCUCCAGGCAUGGAUCACCAUCAGGAUUUGUGGUAUCUGACAACGUCAGGGAUGGGAGGGAGUUUCGGGCUGGACUACAGCCAAGACGGGCUUAAGGCGGGCGGUUACGUCUCAGUUGAACUCCCGCAGUUAGACUUCAGCAUGGGUGACACUCAGGGAGAAAAGGUCUCACCCAUGGCUGCCAACAGUUUGACUCAGUACACCCUGGAGGAGUCUGGCUGUGACGCCGGUGAAGGGGGUUCUGGGUUGACAACCGUCGGAACAAACGAGGGCGGGGACGAGUCUGUUGCAGUGGUGGGAUCCACCUCAAGCGUAGCUGGGCCUGUGAUCUGCGAGCACUGCGGCAUGACGUUCCCCUCGGCCCACUCCCUGGCCAUCCACACCCACUCCACACACCUGCUGUACGCCUGCCCCUGCUGCGGCAAACACUUCCACCACUCCGCCAACCUCACCCGACACAUGGCCGUGCACCGAGGCGCCGGCAAAUCCCACCAGUGCCCCCUGUGCUACAAGACUUUCACCCAAAAAUCCACACUGAUAGACCACAUGAACCUACACAGCGGCGAGCGGCCGCACCGCUGCGCAUACUGCCACGCCCGCUUCGCCCACAAGCCGGCCUUGCGACGCCACCUGAAGGAGCAACACGGUAAAACCACGGGGCAGAACUCCCUACAGGAGCAGGAGGAGAGGGAGAGGGCGAGAGGAGCUGCUGAAGGAAUCAGAGAGGAAGAGCAAGAAUGUCUGGUUACUGAACAAGUGUCAUAGGCCAGAGCACUAGAGACAGUGAAGUGCUUUCAGCUUACUGCUGUCCAGUGGGGCCAUCAGUCUGUGGGGGUCACAAUCCCCACAAUCCUACUAUUAAGCAAGUGCUAGAAACUGACUAUGAGGCCUUUUUAAAAUCUGACUGUGAACAUAAUUAAAUAUAUGUCAAAACAUGCACAUUAAGUGAUGGAUGUGUAUAAAAUGACUGCACACUCUCCUACACUAUAAAAAAAAAAAAGGGCCAUUUUUUUCCACAGCAGACAUUUUAGCUUGUCAUAGCAGGAAAAGCACAGGUGUCGCUAAUAGCAUUAAAAAUGGCUCCGCUCCAUUCAAAUAUCCCAGUGAGUCAUAAUAGUGAGCCAGCAUGAGCAAUACGACGCCAAGACCCUGAAAACUGAAGCAGCUAAAUAGAAUUCAACCAUUAUUCAUUGUAUUAUUUAUACCUGUGCUUUUUCAACUGUGACAUGUCAGAGUGUCCUCGGUGACAAAUGCCUGUUGAUUUUCACGUCUCUUAGAAUAGUUUGAUUCAGAACUGUAAUCUUAAACUUGAAUAUAUGUAAUACAUGUUCAAUACAAUGACUGACCACUGCUCCAAAAGAGAUCCUGUGUAAAUAAAAUGAUUGGAAAGUCUCUUCUCUGUUACCUGUAGUCAGUUAUGUAAUAUUAGUCGCCCAACUUAUGAUUGAUUGAGUUCGUUUUGUUUCAGGGUUAGGGUUAAUUACCUAUUACAGGAGUAUAUGUAGUACAUGGAUUUCACUCUGUAGUAAAUAGUUUAGUGAAAUUCAACCUGACUUAAGGUCUAAUCUGCCUGAGUGAUUGAAAACACCUGUGAAUGUGUGCAGGACUUUUAAAUACGCAAAUCAACCUUUUUAUAAAACUGGAAAACAUUAAAAGAUCACAAGGACUUGUUCCUCUCUUGUAAAAGUUACCUGACUGACUUUUGUGUGAUCGACUGCAGCAGACUGCAGCAAACUGCAGGCU
Molecule: messenger RNA, 3024 nt
Organism: Morone saxatilis (striped sea-bass)
Lineage: Eukaryota; Metazoa; Chordata; Actinopteri; Moronidae
Product: zinc finger and BTB domain-containing protein 12-like
Exons: 3
Coding region: 505-2046 (513 amino acids)
Biological process (GO): regulation of transcription by RNA polymerase II
Cellular component (GO): nucleus
Molecular function (GO): RNA polymerase II cis-regulatory region sequence-specific DNA binding; DNA-binding transcription factor activity, RNA polymerase II-specific; protein binding
Source: RefSeq, a predicted model, not a curated record